Lagopus leucura (white-tailed ptarmigan) is the source of this 3554-nucleotide messenger RNA. It is a transcript of the gene SEMA7A, whose product is annotated as semaphorin 7A (John Milton Hagen blood group). The record is from RefSeq and is a predicted model, not a curated record. Gene Ontology annotation, cellular component: external side of plasma membrane. NCBI's taxonomy places the organism in Eukaryota, Metazoa, Chordata, Aves, Galliformes, Phasianidae. Gene Ontology annotation, molecular function: semaphorin receptor binding; chemorepellent activity; integrin binding. Gene Ontology annotation, biological process: axon guidance; integrin-mediated signaling pathway; positive regulation of cell migration. The coding region runs from base 273 to 2099 and encodes 608 amino acids. The transcript has 14 exons.
GCAAAUACAGCUUCUGCAGUGUGAGUAACCUGCAGGUCAGCACACGGAGCAGUGCCUCACAGUGAUGUGCUUGCAGGGUUUUGUUUCCAGCUCUGGAUGGAGAGGAAUGAAGCGAUGGUCAGGCUCGUGGUGCAGCAUACAGCCACAGCCCUGGGCUGUGCAGGAGCUGCCGGCUCUUCACCUCAUUAAAUUUCUUCCACGCUGCAGCCCAUCGCUAGCACCAGGUGUAACAGCUUCAAAGACACCUAGAGAUCUUACAGCACUGCAGGAGAAUGGAGAAAUUCCCUCCAGGAGGGGAAGGUGAGAGGGAGUAUACAUUUCCCAGGAAUGAGAAGUACCCGGUGUUCUAUCAUGAAACAAACAGCUCAAGCAUCUACGUCGGGGGAGAGGGAAUACUUUACUACUAUAACUUUGCAACCUCUGAGACCUACCCGGUAGAGUUCCCUGUGGAAAAUGGAGCACAGUGUUUGAAGCCUGGGAGCCCGGAGGACAAUAAAAACUUCAUCACCUUAAUAGCAAAGCAUGGAAGUGAGAUGUUAGUGUGUGGGACUGGCGCUUGCAAUCCCACCUGCUGGCACUUGACAGAAAAGGAGAAGGACUCUCCUCAGGAUGGCAGAGGUCUUGCUCCUUUCACUCCUGAUACAAAUUCCCUCGUCAUCGUUGACUAUCCUAACAUCUACUCUACCAUCAAGAAAAGCCAGCAGAAUGGCAAGAUCCCCCGCUUCCGACGAGUGAAAGGGGAUGGAGAACUCUACACAAGUGACACAGUGAUGCAAAACCCUCAGUUUGUCAAAGCCACCACGUUAAGGCAUGAAGAUCCUUACCAGGACAAGAUUUACUACUUCUUCCGUGAAGACAAUCCAGAUAAGAGUCCUGAGGCACCCAGAAACAUCUCCCGAGUGGCCCAGCUGUGUAAGGAAGACAAAGGUGGAACCAGUUCCCUCUCUGCUUCCAAGUGGACCACCUUCCUGAAGGCCAGCUUGAUUUGUGUCGACCCGGCCACCAAGGGCAAUUUCAACUGGCUGCAGGAUGUCUUCUUUGUCCCUGCAAGUGACUGGAGGGACUCCAAAGUCUAUGGGCUCUUCACAAACACCUGGGGAAGCUCUGCUGUUUGUGUCUAUUCUUUUGGGGACAUUGACAACGUGUUUCGGACGUCCAAACUCAAAGGCUAUAAUGGUCCCAACCCAGAAAUCAAGCCUGGGCAGUGUGUUCCCUUUGGACAGCACACCCCAAGUGAGACCUUCAAGAUAGCUGACAGCCACCCAGAGGUAGAGAACCGAGUGGAGCCCCUCGCACCCACCAGGAGCCCCUUAUUUCACAACAAGCACCGCUACCAGAAGAUUGGGGUGCAUGAGGUCUCUGCAAGUGAUGGACAUCAAUACACCGUGCUUUAUCUGGCAACAGACAGGGGAUCCAUCCACAAGGUAGUAGAGCUGCCAGGGGGAGUGCAUAACAUCAUGGAGCUCCAGGUCUUCUCAAAGAAGGACCCGAUCCAGUCCAUGAUCCUGGACCACGAGAGGGCGAUGCUGUACGUGGGCUCGAGCAGGAGAGUGGUGGAGGUGCCCAUGGACAUGUGUGGGGUGUACCGCAACAACUGCGAGAGCUGCCUGCUGGCCAGGGACCCCUACUGUGGGUGGGCCGACGGGCGCUGCCAGUCCAUCUAUCACAACCGGGAGGUGCGUCAGAACCUGAACCUGGAGCCGUGGCAAGGAAAGUGCCAGAAGGGUGAAGUUAAGGAAGCAGACAGCUACCAGAAUGUCACCGUUGUCCCCGUCGUCCCUUUCUCUCGCUACUACCUCAACUGUCCCGUCGAGUCCCACUAUGCCACCUACAACUGGUACCACAACGACACCCUCAUCAAGACCUGCAACAACACCCACCCGCAGCCGGACUGCUUCUACUUCAUCCAGAACGUGAGCCACACUCACUACGGCCACUACAUCUGCGUCUCGGAGGAGGACGGCUUCAGGCAGGCUCUGGUGAAGGAGCACCUGGUGAACCAGCUCAGGUUCAUGUCGCAGAAGGGUCAGGCCACCGUGACUUUGGCAUCCUGGCUGCAGCUGCUGCUCAUGGUGCUGUUGGUGGAGCUCUUCCACUGAGCACGACACGGCCGCCUUCCCAACUGCUGCCACUCUUCCUGCACUUAACGUGAGGCCAGACCCUUGCUCUCAAUCACUCCUUGGGCACUAACCUUUGACUGUCCCCAGUGGUGUCCCGGCUCUGUGGGCAGCAACUCUUCCAUCUUCGGAGUUGGUGUGAGGAAGAGGCAGCUACAGGGCCGGAUGGAGCAGGGUUUGGGGCCAGGAGCGUCCUGUCUCAAGGGGGACGUUCACUGUACCCACAGGACUGCAGCCUGCCCCCAGGCACGUGCUGGUAGCUCCAUACUGGUGGUCCUGAGCACGCACCAGGUGCAGACUUUGUUCAGGGGACUAUGCAGAUGUGCAUGCACUGAUCCUCAGGGCGCGACGGCUCCUCUCUUUGGGAACGUGCAUGUGAUGAAGAGGAGGAGCCAGCCCUUGGCCUUUCGAACUGGUUGGCCUGUGCUUCUCUCCAGGGUGUUAGUGGCUAACAACAAGCCCAAGCGGCGAGCAGCUGGGAUCUUCCCAGUGUCACUCGUGGGUCCCGUUCUGCUCUGGAAGGGUUUUGUUGGUUGUUCAGAGGGCUGUGAUGUGGGAGAGCGAGUGGGAGCUGGCACUGACAAACUGCAGGGAAGGGCAGGCUCAAAGUUAGCGUUUUGCAUGGAUAAGACUUGGAGGAUGACUUAGCUAUAGAUUCGGGGUGUGGGGGAGGACAGACCAAAGGGCCCUAAGAUUUCCUAAAGACUGGAAGGAGAGGUGGAAGCCCCCAGGAGGCCCUGGGGAGACGUUAAACGCACAAAUCCGUGCAGGCAGCUAGGGGCAUCGCUCUGCGGACAGCCCUGCUCCCAGUGCCCCUUUCCCCUUGGGGAGGGACUGGGCUUCCUCAGGGAAAGAGGAGCCAGGCUGUGGGGCUCAGGGCUUCGCAGCCACUUCCACCCCUGGGUGCUGCAUGAUGAGACAGGGGAGGGCCAGCACCCCCCGCCCUGGGCUCUGAGGCCUCCAAGCAAGAUUAAACUGUGAAAUAUGGGAUAUUGUCCCUGUGCCUGUGCACAGAGGGUGAUCCCACACCUUGUCCAAGCCUUCCCCUGCCCUAUGGACUGCUGGAACUCCCCCAGCCUGGUGGGCAGAGUGCUGGGCAGGCUGUGCCGCCAGCUGAGCCUUGUGGUCUUUGGGCAAAGCAGGGGGGGGGUGUAGGCAGAGCAGAGCUUCCUACAGCACUACGUUCCCACACAACCCCCAGAGCCUAGCAUAGAGCUUCUUACAUCUCUUCUCAAAGCACUUUAACUUUGUCAACUAACAAAUGACCUAUUUAUUAUCAACGAGCAAUUGCUGUACUUGUCUAAUUUUCUAGCGUGAUAGAAAGGCGGGCUCAGAGUAGAGAAAGGAGGGAAAGAAAACAGCUACCAAAAAACAAAACCCCUUUCCAAGCUGUGACCAAAGUGAGAAGGUGAUCAUUGAAAUAAAGAGUGGACGAGA